Molecule: messenger RNA, 3070 nt
Organism: Oncorhynchus mykiss (rainbow trout)
Lineage: Eukaryota; Metazoa; Chordata; Actinopteri; Salmoniformes; Salmonidae
Gene: kctd5b
Product: potassium channel tetramerization domain containing 5b
Biological process (GO): proteasome-mediated ubiquitin-dependent protein catabolic process; protein homooligomerization
Cellular component (GO): cytoplasm; Cul3-RING ubiquitin ligase complex
Molecular function (GO): cullin family protein binding
Source: RefSeq, a predicted model, not a curated record
GGAUGUUGUGUCAAAAAGCAAUGAGUGAUUUAUUUAACGGGCAGCGGUACAUUUUGAAUCCACAACCCAUCCCCUCUUUUUUAACUGGUCGUUCAGAACAGCACCUUUUACGUUUUUUUCGUACUGAACGCAGCCCAGUGAAUGGCGUGGAGCCUACUGGAGAGGAAAAGCUUCCUGUCAACAGCCUCACCCAGUCAUACCGGAGGGCGUAGAAGAGGGGAUGGCAGAAAACAGCUCCGAUACUUGUGGUUCCGUUUAUCGGAGGUGUUUGACUCAUUCUACCGGGGAAAAAACCCAGUCAACCAGUAACGGGGCAUCCAAAUGGGUUCGAUUGAACGUGGGGGGAACGUAUUUCUUAACAACACGACAGACGCUGUGCCGAGAUCCGAAAUCAUUUCUGUACCGACUGAGCCAGGCUGACCCCGACCUCGACUCUGAUAAGGAUGACACUGGUGCCUAUCUCAUAGACAGAGACCCCACAUACUUUGGGCCGGUACUGAACUACUUGAGGCAUGGCAAGCUGGUGCUCAACAGGGAGCUGGCAGAGGAAGGUGUCCUGGAGGAAGCCGAAUUCUACAAUAUCACAUCAUUAAUAAAGCUCCUCAAGGACAAGAUCAGGGAACGAGACUGCAAAACAUCACAGGCUCCAGUGAAACAUGUGUACCGGGUGCUGCAGUGCCAGGAGGAGGAGCUCACCCAGAUGGUGUCCACCAUGUCUGACGGCUGGAAGUUUGAGCAGCUUGUCAGUAUAGGUUACGGGCGGGCCCAGCAGUCAGAGUUUCUGCUGAUUGUGUCAAGGGAGGUGAAGGGGGAGGAGUCUACUUUCCCAAGCCACAGCGGAGAGCUGGUCAGCAUUGGAUCCUCUUAUAACUACGGAAACGAGGACCAAUCUGAGUUCCUGUGUGUCGUCUCCAAGGAGCUGCACAACCAAUCAUAUGGCCCAAACAGUGAGCCCAGUGAGAAAGCCAAGAUUCUUCAGGAGAGGGGAUCCAGGAUGUGAAUUAUCAGUAUUACAAGCACCAGGUAUAGAGUACAAUCGUGUGAGUCAUAAUACCCAUAAAACCUAGCAGUCAAACAGGGAAAUGGUUACAAUUGUUUUUCCACCGUUCAUUUUUCCCAUAGGGGAAAUUUUAGAAACACUUAAAAUAAGGGCUGUGUUUUGUGUAGGCUUACCCUGGGGGUGAUGUUUUGAUAACCGUGUAAGUCUCUCUAGGACAAGAUGACUUUUAUCAAUAUAUUUACCCACGAAAAUAUUAAUCGAAUUAACUACUAAUGUCGCUAUCAUAAAGAACAAAUACGAUGGUGAUCUGGAUGAGACUGCUGAAUCGAGGCAAAGGUAAGAGUCUCUGGAUGAACUAUCUAAUGAUGGCUAAAUGUAGUAAUAAAUUGGCAAAAUGACUUAAACUUGACUAUUCUGUGAACUGUCUUGUGCAAGUUUUUGAAAUUGACACAAUACCUGUUUAGCAAAGGUUUUCAGCUAGAGAUGCCGUGCAGGAGCUUGUAGGGAUUUGUCGUCUUGCAUGUCGUCUACUCUGAUGCUAGUUAGCAUUUUUGAAUAUGAGAGGAAAUAGAACCGACUACAUUGAUAAGUCACCUUGUCCGAGAGGGAUUUACAUGGUCAUCAAAACAUCACAUCAAGCCUAAACAAAACACGGCCCUUUAUUUUAGGUGUUUCUAAAAUCACCUAUGGGGGAAAAUGGUGUGAUUGGUGUGAAAGCGAUUUGAAACCAUUUCCCUGUUUAACGGGUAUUACGACACCUCCACUGUGGGGCUCUAUAACGAUGCAAACAUAUCCUUGACCAGGAAGAACCUGUCACACAACGGAGAAGACAGUUAAGAGGGACGUUUGUUUUUCCUCCCAUUUUAUUUGAUAAUGUAAAUACGUCUAGAGUCUUUGUGCCUGUACAGUUACACUGGACCAUUUUUGAAUUAGUGGCAAAUUUCUUCUAACUAAAAGUGAUGAAUUAUAAUGUUUUAUGCUAUAAAACAUGGCCAUGGUCAUACACGGCCAAUGAUUCACUCAGGGGCUACUUUUGAGUUUCUGUUACCUUCUCACUCCAGGAUCUGAAGGGUUUAUGAUGAGCAGUCUAUUAUCAAGCAUAAACUGCUAAAAACCUGUACUGUCAAUAGUAGUAGUAGAAGGUAAUUAAGCAUACUUAUUGAGAAAUUGGUCGCAAAAGAGACAGGGAUUCUUAAUUUUGUUUUCAAACGAGUUUAAUGCUUCCUUUUCUGGUGUGUCCUCUGUAUUUUAGAUGGGACUUUCUUUUUAAAGCAUUUAUUUGUUGGUUUAAGAUAUUUUUGAGAAGGUUGGGGUUUGCUAAUGUUUUGGAAGGUAACGGUGAAGGAAUAUAUGUUAAUAUCCUUAGGUUUGUUGAUGUGCAUAAUCGAAUUCAUAUUUAACUGUUAAACUGCACGUUUUGUACACUGUAUAGUUAAACACAACUUAAAAUGUAAGUUGUUGUACUGGAUCAUAGCUAGAAAGUCUUGACAAUUUAAAUUGAUAACUUGAGUUUUGCAAUGUUUGUACAUAGGUCUCUGCAUAUUAAGACUUGUAAAUCGAGGUUCAAAUGGUUGAUGCGCUGUUUUACUUAGAAAACACCUGAAAUCUCUUGAUAUCCAAUAAUACGGGCAAUAUACCUGGGCUCAGACAUUGACUGUUAUGUUGUAAAAAUAUGUAUUGGUCUUGAAAGGCUACACAUUCUUUGAGACAUUUUUGUAUUGUGUAGACCACAGCAUUCCAAGCUCUAGUUGGAGGAUGUGUACAUUGCUUUCCUUACACUGCAACACCGUUUUAAGGGUAAAUGCUGCAUUUCAGGAGACUUUUUAUACCAAAAAAAUAGUUUCUGACCGGAGAUGCGGUACUGCUCAACUUUUGAUAGUGUUUCCUUUUCCCAGUGAUGACCAAAUCCAAUGUCUUAUGUGCUGCUUAUACAUGAACUUUGGAACUCUGGUGGCAGGCACACGCACCCUGUAUGUGCAGCAGGAAACGCAUAUUGACCCACAACUAAUUUUACACACACUCUUUCCAUGUAACGAACAGUUUUAUAUCAUUAAAGGUGAUUGGAUGGAU